AUGGCCAGUGAUCAGGGCAGUCUGCAGCCAUGGACGAUAGCUACUGUGGCCUCGGUCACGGUGCUGGCAUUCGUAACGGUCUGUCUUCGAUUGCUUGCUCGGUAUGAAAGAGGGCAGAAGCUGUGGUGGGAUGACUAUAUGAUCAUCUUCUCGAUGCUAUGGAAUUUCCUGGUUAUCGGGUUCAUCUACACCAUGGUUCAAAAGGGUAUGGGCCUUCAUGCAGGCACUGAGGUCCCCAUCGACAACGUGGUGUUGAUUGCCAAGUUCCUGGUCGUGGCGGAAGUUCUCUAUGUCUUCAAUCUCGUGUGGACAAAGUUGAGCAUUCUGCUCAUGUACUACCGCAUCUUCCGCUUCCCAUACUUCAAAACAUGGGCAUACAUCAUCGGAACGUUUGUCGUCCUUUGGGUCAUUUGCAUUACCUUCAUCUUCAUCUUCAUCUGCGUCCCUGUCCAGAAGCUAUGGUAUCCCGACAUCCCAGGGCGAUGCAUCAACCAAGUCAGCACAUGGAUCGCAAACGCUGUCUCAACAAUCGCAACCGACCUCGCCAUUCUCGUCCUUCCAAUUCCACAAGUCUGGAAGCUCCAACUUCGAAUCUCGGAAAAGAUAGCCGUGUUGAUCGCCUUCAGUUUGGGUUUCUUUGUCGUCUUCGCCUCCGCCUACCGCUUCUCAGUCCUAUUCAGCUACAGCGCCCUAGAUUCAUCCUACACGCUCGCCCCAACAGUCGGCUGGACAGCCAUCGAAAUGUCCGCCGGCAUCAUCUCCGCAAACCUCCCGACCCUCCGUCCCGCUCUCCGCUUCAUAGCCCGUAUCCUGGGCAUCAACGGCAGUGUCGUAGGCAUUUUCAGAAGCACAAACGGAACAAGAACGAAAACCACCAACGGCGCCACGGAGCCUUCACAGACCGUCGAGAGUACUGCUGCUAUCAUCCAGCCCUCAAAGCAUUCGCAUCGCCAUUCGUUCUAUCAUCUGCCGGAUGAUUCGGAUUCGUUGUCGGAGCAGACUCGCAUGGAUGCUGCGCUUAGACCGAGCUAUGAUCGGGCCAAGACGUUCACUCAUGUAAAGGGGCAGAAGGUUGUUGGGAGGCGCUCGGAUGAAGAUCAGAUUCCUUUGUCGGAGAUUCGCGUCGAUAAGGAGUUUACGCAGACUUCGACUGGUUGA
Messenger RNA from Penicillium nucicola, 1158 nucleotides. RefSeq lists its product as uncharacterized. The record is from RefSeq and is a predicted model, not a curated record. The transcript is spliced from 3 exons. Lineage: Eukaryota; Fungi; Ascomycota; Eurotiomycetes; Eurotiales; Aspergillaceae. Bases 1 to 1158 code for a protein of 385 amino acids.